CGCUGAUUCCUCAUCUCAUUCGUCCGUGACGGUCCUUAUGUCACAGAAUCUAAAACCGUAACGUACACCGCCGUAGUCCUUAUUCUUCGUGCGUAUCAAACAAGACCCUCUUACUCCCGUAGUGAUUUUAAUUUUGUUAUUUAUUUUUCCUUUUUUGAUAUAAUUUUUCCUCGAAAUUUCCCGUUUUAGCUUAUAGUUUUGGCACUAAAUUCAAAAACCCUAAGGUCCCAAUUCUGCCAAUGCUCUCACUUUUCAUCGCCCGCAAUCAAUCCCUCGCCUUUUCCCUUUAAAUCCGUCGCCCUCGUUGUUUGUUUUCUUCCCGGUUACUUUGAUCAAGAUUAUGCGUUGAAAAUCGAGGCCAACUUCAUUGAUGGUUAUAUUCAGGACAAGGGUUUAAAUCCCCUAUUUAUUGGACUUGAAAACUGGAAGUAAAAGUAAAUGAGAGGGAAAGGAGUGAUGAGAGGUCUUUCUCAACCUAAAUCUUUUUCCAGGAGGAAAACACUGAAAAGCUUCAACGUGAAAGGUAAACUUGAGAAUGUUGUUCUCAUUGAUGUUGAAGGUGAUAUAUGUGAGAAUGUUAUUAUCAUCGAUGCUUCUGAGUCUGUUGAAGAAGGUUCUAGUGGAUCAGGGGGUGGGAAAAGAUUUCCUUCUCCAGGUGUGAUUAGCAUUGAUGAUGAUGAAACUGAUAAUAUGGAUGAUCCCAAAAUUUGUGCUGAAUGUGGUGGUGACCUGGAUAGUGAUGCGUCCUCAAGUAAAAGUUCUCCUGCGCCUGAUUUUAUGCAUAAAUCUGUAGGCCUAGAUGACGACGAGUGCCGGGUAAUCCAGGAAAAAAAAUCUGCAUUCAAAUUAUCAAAGUGCAAGAAAACCUACACUGGGAAGACUCCUUGUGGAAAACGUUUUGGUUUAAGUCCUGAGUCCGAGGAUAGCUCAUCUGGAAGUGAUUGUUCUGAUUGUGAACUUAUGGAAGGUUCUGUUGGAAAGCUUCGUGAACAAUGGGAGAAAGCGUUUCAAAGAAAGAAAUGUAAUGCUAGAAAUGGUCGAUCUGGUUUAGAGGAUCAGAGUAGUGCUUCUGGAUCACAUAAUAAUACUCCUGCAACAGUUCAUGAAGAAAAUAGAACUGAACAAUGUGCUGAAACCCCUGUAUCCUCUGGUUCAAGUUAUUCAAAUAUUCAAAAACAGAAUACUUCUGCUUUUGAGACUAGUAGUGAUAAAUACACGGGUGGUACUUCUCCCCAUCCUGGGAUGGGAAGCCCUUUUGUAAAAUUUGAUAAGAAAGUUGACCAUGAAAGCUUUUCAUGGUCGAAAUAUGGGCCAACUGCUGAAGAAUGGUUUUCACAUGUUAAGGAUGAUGUUAUAUUUGGAAGGGAAACAAAUAUGAAAGAUCCUCCUUUACGGGAUGGAGAUCAAGAUUCUUGUCAGGUACCCCUAAAUUCUGACCCACACUCAAGUAACUUGCACCAGAGAAAUAGGGGUUCAAAUGGAAAAGAGAAGCUUCAAUCCAAAGAACCUUCGGCGUCAAUUCCUAAAUUAUCUGAAGAAAAACAGGUUGACAAUGCUGUGACCCCUUCUGAAAUCAAAGUUGGAACUGUUUUUGAUGAACCUUCUUCUGUUAAGACUUCAUUUGUUAAGAUGCCAGUAGUUGGCAGUGAAAUUUAUUCUGAUAGAGAGAAAGUGUUAUCUGGGGACAGUUCUCAGUAUGAUGAAACUCAAAUUAAGCAAUCUUGUUCUGAAGCAGAGGAAUCGUAUGUUGAAUCACCAUCUGGCAGUAAAAAAUGUGAUGAAAGGGAUACAUUACAUGUUCAAGGUGUUGAUGCUACAGCUUCUGGUGAAAAGGACAUAGUUAUUGACCGAGAAAAGCUCAAGGAGACUGUUGAAUACAAACUAGCAGUGGAAGAAGAAUGGGCAUCCAGGCAGCGAGAGUUACAAAUUCAGGCAGAAGAGGCUCAAAGGUUGCGGAAGAGAAGAAAGGCUGAAAGUAUGCGUCUACUAGAUAUGGAGAGACGGCAAAAGCAGCGCCUGGAGGAAAUAAGAGAGACACAGAAGAAGGAUGAGGAAAAUAUGAACUUAAAAGAGCAACUACGAAUUGAAGUAAGGAAGGAGCUUAGUCAAUUGGAAUUAUCAUGCAUUAAUAUGGCCUCACUGCUGCGUAGCUUGGGAAUCCCUGUAGGUGGUGGUUUUUGUCCCUUGUCCCAUGAGGUGCAUGCAGCUUAUAAACGAGCUGUGCUAAGAUUUCAUCCUGACCGAGCAUCUAAAACUAAUAUUCGCGAGCAGGUUGAGGCAGAGGAAAAAUUCAAGCUUAUUUCUCGCAUGAAGGAGAAAUUUUUAGCAACCUCAUGUCACUGAAUGAUAAUGAAGGUUCAAAUUUUGUUACAACAGUGCAAUUUUUGUUGUUUCAUUGGCAUUCUAUUGAGCUAGAGCUGCUAAAGAAAUUUUUUUGAUAUUGCAUAUGUUGGCAAUUUUUUGCCAGUUCUGAUCGGGUGGGCCCAAAAUUGUAAAGCAGUUGUAAAUACUUGCAAAGAAAUUAUUUUUAGAGGUAUGGUUAUAUAUCAUAGCGAAUCUUUGAGAAUGGAGUUCAUGCUGAUUAAUCGUGUGCAAACUGAUGUCCACAUUUAUUGGAUUUUGAGAGGGCUAUGAACUUGAAUGAAUGACUGCUGUGUUCGGUAUAUAAACUGAAAGAGGGGACUGUACUCCCCAUAAAACUUGCUGGAAAUAAUUUUGUACUUGCAUUGCAGGGGAGAUCAUUGUGUAAGCCUGUACUGUUUAUACCGUUUAGUUUAGUUUUAAUAUGUUGUAAUUUCAUAUUGUAUGCAUCUUUUCCUUUAGAAACGAUUGAUGUUUUUAACCUUUUAAGGCAUUGCAUAAAGCAUGUUUCAGACUA
Messenger RNA from Theobroma cacao (cacao), 2878 nucleotides. RefSeq names its product Chaperone DnaJ-domain superfamily protein. The record is from RefSeq and is a predicted model, not a curated record. Lineage: Eukaryota; Viridiplantae; Streptophyta; Magnoliopsida; Malvales; Malvaceae.